Molecule: messenger RNA, 1843 nt
Organism: Hipposideros armiger (great roundleaf bat)
Lineage: Eukaryota; Metazoa; Chordata; Mammalia; Chiroptera; Hipposideridae
Gene: ADHFE1
Product: alcohol dehydrogenase iron containing 1
Exons: 14
Coding region: 14-1417 (467 amino acids)
Cellular component (GO): mitochondrion
Molecular function (GO): metal ion binding; alcohol dehydrogenase (NAD+) activity
Source: RefSeq, a predicted model, not a curated record
CGCCCGCGUAGCCAUGGCCGCCGCCGCCCGCUCUCGAGUCGCGCACUUGCUGAGCCAACUGCAGCGCGCAACAUGCCAGUGCCCAACUCAUUCGCAUACUUACUCCCAAGCUCCUGGAUUUUCACCUUAUGGGAAAACAACAGAUUAUGCCUUCGAGAUGGCUGUUUCAAAUAUUAGAUAUGGAGCAGGAGUUACAAAGGAAGUCGGAAUGGACCUACAAAACAUGGGUGCUAAGAAUGUUUGUUUGAUGACAGACAAAAACCUUUCCCAGCUUCCUCCUGUACAAAUAGUUAUGGAUUCUCUAAUGAAGAAUGGCAUAAACUUUAAGGUUUAUGAUAAUGUGAGGGUGGAACCAACCGAUAAAAGCUUCAUGGAAGCUAUUGAGUUUGCCAGAAAGGGAGCUUUUGAUGCCUACGUUGCUGUGGGUGGUGGCUCCACCAUGGACACCUGUAAAGCCGCUAACCUGUUUGCGUCCAGCCCUCACUCUGAUAUCCUAGAUUAUGUCAGUGCCCCCAUUGGGAAGGGACAGCCCGUGUCUGUGCCUCUUAAGCCUCUGAUUGCAGUCCCAACUACUUCAGGAACUGGGAGUGAAACUACCGGAGUUGCCAUUUUUGACUAUGAACACUUGAAAGUAAAAAUUGGCAUUGCUUCCCGAGCCAUCAAACCCACGCUGGGACUGAUCGACCCUCUGCACACGCUGCACAUGCCUGAACGGGUGGUCGCCAACAGUGGCUUCGAUGUGCUUUGCCAUGCUCUGGAGUCCUACACAGCCCUUCCCUACCACAUGCGGAGCCCCUGCCCUUCAAACCCGAUCUCCCGGCCAGCCUACCAGGGCAGCAACCCGAUCAGCGACAUCUGGGCAGUCCACGCCCUGCGGAUCGUCGCUAAGUAUCUGAAAAGGGCUGUCAGAAAUCCUGACGAUAUUGAAGCAAGAUCCUAUAUGCACUUGGCAAGUGCUUUUGCUGGCAUUGGCUUUGGAAAUGCUGGUGUUCAUCUGUGCCAUGGAAUGUCUUACCCAAUUUCAGGCUUAGUGAAGACAUAUAAAGCAAAGGAUUAUAAUGUGGAUCACCCGCUGGUGCCUCAUGGCCUUUCUGUGGUGCUCACCUCCCCAGCCGUGUUCACUUUCACCGCGCAGAUGUUUCCCGAGCGGCAUCUGGAGACGGCAGAAAUUUUGGGGGCCGACACCCGCACUGCCAGGACCGCAGAUGCUGGGCUUGUUUUGGCAGAUGCGCUCCGGAAAUUCUUAUUCAAUCUGGAUGUUGAUGAUGGCCUGGCUGCCAUUGGUUACUCUAAGGCUGAUAUCCCCGCAUUAGUGAAAGGAACGCUGCCCCAGGAAAGGGUCACCAAGCUUGCACCACGCCCUCAGUCGGAGGAGGAUCUGUCUGCCCUGUUUGAAGCUUCAAUGAAACUGUAUUAAUUUUCGCAUUCAUGGAAAGAAUAACCAUUGGCUAUCAUAGUUUAAAAUCAGAAGUUGAUCUAGGCAGAGCUUUAUCUUUUCAUCUCCAUACAGAACUUAUCUGUUACAUUUGAAUGGGAUAUAAAUUUACCCUGCAGAAGAUUCCGUGAUGCUCAAAGUCAAGCUCCUUCCAUAAUACAGGUUAGACAAAUGCCCACAAUGUUGGACCCUCGUUUGCAGUCCCAUCCCAAACCCCACAGACUGCCUCUGCUUCAUGUAUCAAAUGGGUAAAAACUCAGUAUCUAUCAAAACUUUUAAUGCACAUAUCCUGUGCCCAGCAAGCCACCUCUAGAAAUCUAUAGAAGUACUAGCAUGAGUGUGUUAAGAAAUAUGCCAAGGAUAUUUCAGGCAGCACUUUUUCUAAUAAAAAAUUUGAAAGAACCUAAA